This is a messenger RNA of Oryza sativa Japonica Group (Japanese rice), 1062 nucleotides long. Lineage: Eukaryota; Viridiplantae; Streptophyta; Magnoliopsida; Poales; Poaceae. The record is from RefSeq and is a predicted model, not a curated record.
CCGCAAAUGCACGGCCCUUUCCCCCAAAACCCCCACUGCAUUCCCCCCCAAACCCACAAACCCCGCCGCUGGAUCAACACCACCUCAAGCUCGAAGUGAGCCACUGUCCCAAGCAACCUUCCUUCUUCUCCCCACCUCGUUUUCUCCAAAUCGCCAUUCACAACCCAUACACACUCUGUGCGCGUGUGUGUCUCUAUGAUGUCGGCGUCGCCGGAGUUCUACAAGCCGGCGCCGGUGUUCUCGCCGUGCAGCUCGCCGCUGCGGCUGCUGCAGCAGCAGCACGGGGAGGAUCAUCAGGAGGAGUACGGCUACGGCAGCAGCGGCGGCUGCUGCAGGACGCCGACGGGAGGGGAGAGCAACCUGAAGGCGCCAGGGACGUGCCCGCCGGCGCCGAGGAAGCCGCGCGCGCCCGCCGCGCCGUGCCGGAAGCGGCUGUUCGAGGUCGAGGUGUUAAGCCUCCGCCUCGAGGAGCUCGAGCGCCUCUUCUGGCGCCCUCCGCCGCCGCCGCCGACGACGCAGCCGCAGCCGCAGCCGCAGCAGCCGCCGCAGAAGCGCCGGAGGGUGGCCAAGCUCGGCAGCUAGCUAGCUCGCCGGAGUAGCACACGUGUGCGUGGAUGGCCAUAAGUGGUGUUGGUUGGGUUAGUUACUAGAGCUAAAGCUAGAGUAGUUCGGAGUUGGUAGGAUUUAGGCGUACUGGCGUUUUUACUGCUGUACUUGCACUAUAUUUCUACUGCUCAAAUUAUCUCCAUGGCUAGUAUAGCUGGUUGUACACUUUGUACUAUACCUGCCUAGCUAAGGUUGCUACUACUACUACUGUAGCGUAUCAGUGCAGUUUAUACUAGUAUCUGUGUAUGUGAUGGCAUUGGGGGUGUGUACUCCUGGUACGUAUUAGCAAUCAAUAGGAGCUUAGCUUGAAUUUGCUUCCAUGCAUAUAUGGCAGUUGCAGUGCAGCCUGUGAAGUAAUGACAAGUUGUAUGAUCCGUGUAUACAUCCAUCAAUGUAUCAGUGAAUCAAUCCUUGCAACGAAUACAAUGAGAAGCAGCUCAAUCCUCAUAUGUUCUA